This is a messenger RNA of Nelumbo nucifera (sacred lotus), 1884 nucleotides long. Its product is annotated as pectinesterase-like. Lineage: Eukaryota; Viridiplantae; Streptophyta; Magnoliopsida; Proteales; Nelumbonaceae. Gene Ontology annotation, biological process: cell wall modification. Gene Ontology annotation, molecular function: pectinesterase activity; enzyme inhibitor activity. The record is from RefSeq and is a predicted model, not a curated record.
AAGCAUCAAGGCAAUAGAUUUAAUAGUUAGCAAAUCUGCAGAGUGUCUCAAUGGAUAAGCUUGUAUCAGGUUUUGUGACUAUUUUUCUUGUUUUGGUCAUUGAGGGAGUGAUUAGUGAUACGAUAUCAUCUUGUGGCCAAACCCCAUAUCCUGAAAUAUGUGAGUCUUAUUUUAUGAGUUAUUCUAAUAAACCCCUUGCCACCUUAGAUGAAACCCAAUUCAGUCUCCGUGACGCUGCCCUUGGUUCCACCUUGGACCAAGCCCAACGAGCCUAUGGGCUCAUUUCUGCCAUGGACGUGAGCUCAUUUGAUGAGAAGGCCAAGAUGGCAUGGGCUGAUUGUGUGGAGCUUUAUUCUGACACAGUUACCCAGCUUAACCGAGCAAUGGGGUCUAAGAAUCCAUUGAGCUGGUCCGAUGCUCAGACAUGGCUCAGUGCCGCAAUCACCAACCAGCAGACUUGCCAAAACGGCUUCGUUGAGUUAGGCAAAUCUUCUUACUUAUCUUCCUUUCCCUUCAUGUUGAGCAACUUCUCCAAGAUGGUCAGCAACUCGCUUGCCAUAAACAAGGAAGCAGAUUCAUCAGCAGCGUCUCUGUUGGGUAAGCAAGGUGGUAAUCGCCGGUUGCUUUCUGAUGGCUUUCCGACAUGGGUCUCUGCUGCAGACCGAAAGCUUCUUCAGUCACCCAGUGCAGCUUCACAAGCUGACGUUGUGGUGGCCGCAGAUGGGUCUGGUAACUACAAGACCAUCUCUGAGGCAGUGGCCGCUUCAUCCAAGAGAAGCGGGAAGAGAUUUGUUAUAUAUGUGAAAAAGGGUGUUUACAAAGAGAACGUUGAGAUUAAAGCUUCAAACAUCAUGUUGAUUGGAGACGGGAUCGAUGCUACAAUAGUGACAGACAGCAAAAACGCCCAAGAUGGUUCCACCACUUUCCGAACAGCUACAGUUGGGGUCACCGGCGAUGGGUUCAUGGCUCGGGACAUGACGUUCGAAAACACAGCUGGACCCCAGAAACACCAAGCAGUUGCCCUCCGAUCAGGCUCUGAUCUCUCGGUGUUCUACAGUUGUAGCUUCAAGGGUUACCAGGACACCUUAUACGUCUACUCUCAGCGCCAAUUCUACCGGGACUGCGACAUCUACGGCACGGUGGAUUUCAUCUUUGGAGAUGCCGUCGCUGUUCUCCAGAAUUGCAACAUUUAUGUUAGAAAGCCCAUGAGCGGUCAGAAGAAUACGGUGACUGCUCAGGGACGGACAGACCCCAAUGAGAACACAGGCAUCUCAAUCCACAAUUCACGGGUGACCGCCGCUUCGGACCUGAGAGCUGUGCAGGGUUCAUUCAAGACAUACCUCGGGCGGCCAUGGCAGAAGUACUCGAGGACUGUGUUCAUGAAGACAUCUCUUGACAGCCUCGUCGACCGGGCAGGGUGGCUCGAGUGGAGUGGCAAGUUUGCAUUGAGCAGUCUGUACUAUGGGGAGUACAUGAACACCGGUCCCGGUGCAAGCACAAGCGGGAGAGUAAACUGGGAAGGAUUUCACGUCAUGAGUGCUGAUGACGCCGGAAAGUUCACCGUCGGGAGCUUCUUGGGAGGAGGCUCUUGGAUUGCAGCUGCCGGAGUCCCCUUCACUCCAGGGCUGUAACUUGGAACAUUUCCUCUUCGGCUAAAAUUAGUUAAAGCCUUAAUUUUUCUGGAUUGCACUUGGGUCAUCUCUCAUGAUCAGAUCGACAUGAGAUUUACUGGUAAGAAAUUGUAGAUUUGUAGUAUAUCUUCGGAUCAAUUUCUUCUGUAUAAAGAAUAGAUUAUGGCUAUAGGCAUGCCUUAUUUGUAUUUGAUAUAAAAUGUAUCAAUUGCAUGCUUUCUGAAAUCAAUAAAAUUGGCAGCAGUUUUUCAUA